AGAAGGCUAUCCUGUCUGUCAGUCAAGUGUCAUUUCAGGUUCGCUCGAGUGUCAGAUUAGUUAUUUUUAUUAUAGGAAAUUGAGGAAAAUUCACCUGAAAUUAAUGAAACUGUGUUUUCAGUUAAAACUAGGGAUUUGUUAAGCUAGUUAUUGUUAUAAUUUCAUGUACUGAUUAAGAAUACCUCGUGUACUUUUUUAUCUGGUCAAUAAAAUUUAAGAAUCUUGUUUGAGAAAAUUCAAUUCAAAAAACAAUAAAAGCCUCACCAAGGAGAUGUGUUGGCAAGAAUCUAAAAACUUUUAUUAAGGUUUUUUUCAUGUAGGUAAGUGACUAAUAGUUAUUUUUUAUUUUUACAACGUUAUACAUAUUUUACUAAGGUAUGAGGUAGGUACAUAAGUGUUAAUAGAAGAAGGUGAUAAUUUAAAGUUGUGUGAUAAAUAGGAACCUAAUUCAUUUAUGGACGAAGUUUAAUCUAAAGGACUUCUAAAGAAAAAUAGUCAAUUACUUAGGAACUUGUAACAUUUUCACAAUUACACAUUUUCUUAACAAGAAGCUUGUUUCAGCUAAGUAUAGCUGAUAUAAAAGCAUAACCCAUAAUACGCUUGUAUUGUAGUCGCCAGAAUACAGACCUUGAUUAUGACCUCACAUUACUGUUUGAACAGGUGGCCAAGUUAAUAAUUGGAUCUGAAGUCUUAUAAUUAGGAUCAGAUUUUAUCAUAACAGGAACUACUUGAACUAUUCGUCGUCGCGGGCCGGGAUGUGGCGCGGCGCGCGCUGGCGGCUGGGCGCGGCGCUGGCGCUGGGCGCGCUGCUGCUGUGGGCGUGGCGCGGCGGGCCGGGCGGGCCGGGCGCGGCGGUGUACGGGCGCGCGGGCGGCGCGGCGCCGGUGGCGGGCCGCGAGCUGCCGCUCAUCUUCAUCGGCGGCGUGCCGCGCUCGGGCACCACGCUGAUGCGCGCCAUGCUGGACGCGCACCCCGACGUGCGCUGCGGCCAGGAGACGCGCGUGGUGCCGCGCAUCCUGCAGAUGCGCCAGCACUGGGCGCGCUCGCAGAAGGAGAGCGUGCGCCUGGAGCAGGCGGGCGUGUCCAAGGCCGUGCUGGACAACGCCAUCGCCGCCUUCUGCCUGGAGGUGAUCGUGCGCCACGGCGACCCGGCGCCGCGCCUGUGCAACAAGGACCCGCUGGUGCUCAAGAUGGGCACGUACGUGCUGGAGCUGUUCCCGAACGCCAAGUUCCUGUUCAUGGUGCGGGACGGCCGCGCGACCGUCCACUCCAUCAUCACGCGUAAGGUGACGAUAACCGGGUUCGAUCUUUCGUCGUACCGUCAGUGCCUGACGAAGUGGAACCACGCCGUGGAACUGAUGUACCAGCAGUGUAAAGCUCUCGGCUCGGACAAGUGUCUGCUGGUUCGCUACGAGGCACUGGUGCUGCGGCCCGAGGAGACGCUGCGGCGCGUGCUGGGCUUCCUGGGGCUGCCGUGGGACGAGGCCGUGCUGCACCACGAGCGCUACAUCAACCAGCCCGGCGGCGUCGCGCUCUCCAACGUGGAGCGGUCGUCGGACCAGGUGGUGCGGCCGGUGAACCGCGACGCGCUGGACAAGUGGGUGGGCCAGCUGCCGGCCGACGUGCGCGCCGACAUGGCCGAGCUGGCGCCCAUGCUGUCGGUGCUGGGCUACGACCCCUGGGCCAACCCGCCGCGCUACGACGCGCUGCCCGCGCACCGCCGCGCGCCCGCGCCCGCCUCGCCGCCGCCGCCGCCGCCGCCCUAGUCCGCCAAUACACGCCUGCAGCCGCCGCCCGCCUUUCAUUUCACCCCCCUCGUUCCGGCAGGACUCGCGGCCCGCCAGGCGACGGCGCCGGAACGUUUCGCGGCCCGCGAGGCCCGAGACCGACUCCGACCUGAAUAACUUGUAACGUAGUCGGCCACCCACCACUCGAUACUAAUAGAAUCUCAUAAUGAUCGCACGAAACUGUACUGUUUUUUGUAACCUUGCAUUUAACAGUUUUGACGCAUUUACCGCUGUGAAUGCAUUGACCGAUAAAGUUUGAAGAGUGUACUUAAAUAUUGACGCAUGUAUAAAUCUCUUGUGCCAAGGCAGAUUACUAUUUUUAAAUGAACGCUUCUAAAAUUCAGACAAAUUUCGAUUAAAGUGUGCGCAAAGCAAUGGUCCUGACGACAGAUUGUCGCGAAGUUGUUUCGCUGAUUCGUUUCGGUACGUAAAUGAAUAAUUGUUUUGAAUCCGGCCGAGGCUAGAAACAAUAAACACUCGUUAUCGUAAAAUUUGCAGUUCUACCGGUUAACGGAUAGUUGUUAUUAAAU
Ostrinia furnacalis (Asian corn borer) is the source of this 2317-nucleotide messenger RNA. It is a transcript of the gene Tpst, whose product is annotated as tyrosylprotein sulfotransferase. Gene Ontology annotation, biological process: peptidyl-tyrosine sulfation. The transcript has 6 exons. Lineage: Eukaryota; Metazoa; Arthropoda; Insecta; Lepidoptera; Crambidae. Gene Ontology annotation, molecular function: protein-tyrosine sulfotransferase activity. The coding region runs from base 756 to 1766 and encodes 336 amino acids. Gene Ontology annotation, cellular component: Golgi apparatus. The record is from RefSeq and is a predicted model, not a curated record.